AUGCAACUGCGUGAACUGCCUAGUGGGGGACAACUUAGUAUUCAAGGAAAUGUAGUUAAUGUACCUGCAGAUGUUAAUUCUACUGUCAGCGUUUUACCAAGACCAAUUAACGAGUCACAAACUAUCCCUAUAAAACUAAAACGACGCCUCGGUUACAAACACCAUUAUCAAUUUCAGAAUGUUAGGCCUUCGAAAGUUUUAGAAGCGGCUCAAUACUUGGUUCGUACCAGUGAAAUAUUCCAGAACGAAGGAAUAGAAGUAAUGGAUAAUUAUGCAUCAAAUCUAGUGAAUAUAAAUGAGGAAGAGUGGUCAAAAUUUAUUGCUACGAACACCAAGGUUACCAAGGAAACUUCAGAUAAUUUAUCGGACAAUUUUAAUUCUCAAAAUAAAAAAAUAGUAGAGACACAAACAAGUAACGACACCAUUGACAAUGACACAGAUGAUGAGUGGUGUGAAGCAACUGAACGAUCAUCUGGUGUUAUGGAUACAUUACUACAAGAACCUGACAUUACUCAAUAUGGUGAUAAAAUAAUCAGUUUUGCACCAGGAGAAGGAAAUAGACCGCUUGGAUUAUUUACUGACAAAGAUUCUGAAUUCCUGUCUUUCCCUACCAUUUAUUGUGGCAAACGUCAAGCUGAUAACAGUGAAAGACUCGUGCCCGUUCAUUAUAGCACAUUGUGUAAGUGGGAAUUACGAAGCAAAGAUAGAAGAGUUGCACAAUCUGUUCCAAACAUUUUUUAUAAACUGAAAAAGCUACAAAUCAGGCAAAUUCAAGGAAGUGCCAGUUUAUCAUUGCGUAAGUGUAAAACAAAAGGUAAAACAUAUACAGCUGGUGAUUUAAAGUCAGAAAGUUCUGUCAAUAAGCUGAUAAAUUUAGAUGAAGGAUUCAGAGUUCUAAGAAAUUUACGUGGCUCCCCUCCAUACUUUGAAAGAUGUAAGAAGGAUUUAUUUGCAAUGAUUCGACAGCUUGGUAAACCUACAUGGUUCUGUUCAUUUUCAGCUGCUGAAACGCGUUGGAUUCAUUUAAUUAAAAUUCUUGGCCGUCUUAUUGACAAUAAAGACUACACUGAUGAUGAAGUAAAACAAAUGACAUGGCAGAAAAAAUCUGAACUGAUACAAAAAGACCCAGUCACUUGUGCCAGAAAUUUUGAACAAAUGGUGCAAUUAUUUAUCCAUAACUUUAUUAAAAGUUCAGGUCACCCAAUUGGAGAGGUUGUUGACUUUUUCUAUCGCGUUGAAUUCCAGCAAAGAGGUUCCCCUCAUAUCCACGGAUUAUUCUGGAUAAAAAAUGCACCUGAGUAUGGUAAAGAUUCUGACGAGGAUAUUGCUAAGUUUGUUGAUAGAUAUGUUUCAUGCAAAGCAGACUCAGAUGAUUUAACUGAACUCGUAAAUUUACAGAGGCAUAAACACUCCAAAACGUGCAAGAAAAGAGGUCAUGAUGUUUGCAGAUUUAAUUUCCCAUUACCUCCGAUGCCAAGAACUAUAGUUUUAGAACCUUUAUCCGAGACUGACGUAGACGAAAAUGUUGCGGAUAUAUUGAAGAAAGCUUUACAACGAAUAUGUUCCUUAUUAGACUCUAUCAAAGCAGAUGAAACCAUGACCUUUGUUGAAUUUCUUCAAAAGUUGGAUUUAUCAGAACAACAAUAUAUAAAGGCUAUUAGGCUUUCUCUCAAAAAUAGUACUUUGUUAUUGAAACGAUCGCCUGCUGAGAUAAGAAUCAACUGCUACAAUCCAAACUUACUCAGAGCUUGGAAAGCUAACAUGGAUAUUCAGUUUGUAUUAGAUCCUUAUGCUUGUGCUGUUUAUAUUCUUUCAUAUAUUACUAAAGGUCAGAGAGGAAUGAGUAAGUUACUUCGUAAGGCGUGUGAAGAAGCAAAGGAAGGCAAUAAGAAUAUUGUUAACAAGGUGAGACAUAUUGGUAACAAAUUUCUCAAUGCUGUUGAAAUAAGUGCGCAAGAAGCUGUCUACUUAGUUCUGCAGAUGCCUUUGAGAAGAUCAUCUCGAGAAUUUCAGUUCAUCAAUACAUCUCAUCCAGAUGAAAGAACAUUCCUAUUAAAAAGCAUGGAUAAAAUUAAAGAACUUCGCGAUAAUUCACCUGAUAUCGAGUCAGACAACGUUAUUAAAAGGUAUCAGCGACGACCAAAGCAAUUGGAAAACGUAUGUCUAGCAGAUUUUGUUGCAUGGUACAACUGCAAAAGUAACAAUAAAGAGCAAGAAUCAACAGCUUCAACAAAUGAUUAUCUGCCAGAAAAUAAUUUGAAUGAUAAUGCAGAUGAUGAUCUUUCUGACGUCGAACAAAUAUCCAACAAUGAAGAAUAUGAAAUGAAAGGAGGAAUGACGCUGGUGAAAAGACAAAAACCAAGGAUAUUAUGCUCAGUUAGAUUUAAUAAAAACAAAGAUCCUGAAAAUUACUGUAGAGAACAAAUUAUGCUUUACACUGCUUGGAGAAAUGAAACGACAGAUCUUCUGAAGGACUUCCAAACUUACCAAGAUCGGUUUGAAGUUGUCAAAGAUGUGAUCGAGCAAAACAAAAAACAAUACGAGAAUCAUACCGAAGCUCUUGAUCAGGCAAUACAAGAUAUUGAAAGUGACGAAUUUCCUAACGUAGUUGCUCCCAAUGCUCAAUAUCGAGAUGAACAAGACAAAGAUAUUGGACCAAAAGCGACUGAAUUAUUUGGAUGUUUCGAUCCAGGAAAAGAUAAACAACAUGUUGAAUACGACUUGAUAAAUGAUAUUGGCAUAUAUCCAAGAACAAACGAUGAUGAAGAACUUGUUGUGAAGAGAUUGAAAGAUGCUGAUUUUAGAAAACUUGUGCAGUCUCUUAAUGUUGAACAAAAAGAGUUUUUUUACCAUGUACUGAACUCUAUUAAAACUGAUAAGUUGCCAUUAAGACUGUUUUUAACUGGAGGUGCCGGUGUAGGUAAAAGUACUGUCACUAAUGCUUUGUAUGAAGCUCUUACAAGAUACCUAAAUUCUCAGCCAGAAAAUGAUCCUGAUGAUGUCAGUGUGGUAAAAGUAGCUCCAACAGGCAAAGCUGCAUUUAACAUAAGAGGAAAUACACUUCAUCCAGCAUUUAAGAUUCCUGCAAACAGAGGUUUUAAUUAUUGUACACUAGAUAGAGACAGAUUGAAUACAAUAAGAUCUAAACUACAUAAAAUGAAAGUUGUGUUUAUUGAUGAGAUAUCAAUGGUAGGCAGUGGAAUGUUUAAUUUUCUUGACUUGCGAUUGCAACAAAUUAUGGGAACAAAGGAACCUUUUGGCGGCCUUAGCAUAAUAACUGUUGGUGACUUGUUUCAACUUAAACCCGUCUUUGAUCAUUGGAUAUUUGAGAAUUCAAAAGAUGGCUAUACUGCGUUAGCAACAAAUCUCUGGCAACAGUAUUUUCAAAUGUUUGAAUUAUCAGAAGCAAUGAGACAAAGAGAAGACAAAGUUUUUGCUGAAAUUUUAAAUCGCAUCAGAGAAGGAAAACACACUGAAACUGACAUUGUAGUUCUGAAAGAAAGAAUUCUGAAGCUUAGUCCCCAACAUCCUGAUUACCCAAUAACUUCAACCCAUUUAUUUAGUACAAAUAUGGCAGUUGAUCAACACAAUCACGACAUUUUUCAUAAAUCUACAAACGAGAAGGUUGACAUAAAAGCAAUUGAUAUUGUACUUGGAGAUUUAUCUGAUGAAUUAAAAGAAAGGCUUAAGAAGCAAAUACCAAACGAUCCUUCUAAAACCAUGGGCUUGUACUCAGUUUGUUCUAUACUAAAAGCUGCAAAAUAUGACCUUACGACCAACGUCUCGGUUGUUGAUGGUAUGACUAAUGGAGCUGAGUGUAUAAUUAAGAAAAUUGAUUACCGAAUACCAGGUUCAUCAAGACCAAGCAUUAUUUGGGUUUUAUUUCAAGAAGAACACAUUGGAAAAGAUUAUCGCAAACAAUACGCUCAUCUUUACAACCAAAGUAUAGAAAGACGAUGGGUUCCAAUUUUAGAGAUAACCAGACAGUUCAGAAAACACCAAAUGCAAGUUCUCCGAAGGCAAUUCCCUUUAAGACCAUCGGCAGCCAAAACUAUUCACCGUUGUCAAGGUGAUACAUUAAACGAAGCCGUCGUUGACCUUCCAUCAUCUAAACAAGAACACAUGCAUUAUGUUGCACUUAGCAGACUUAGAAGCAUUUCGGGACUACAUAUUCUAAACAUGAAUGAAAAUAAAAUAGCUGUGAGCAAAAAGGUACAAGAAGAAAUGACAAGACUAAGACGAAACUCUGUACUCAAAAGUCAUAUUCCAUUUCUCUAUAAAGAUACUAGUGAAACAUUUAAAGUAUUAUUCCGAAAUGUAAGAUCAUUACAUCUUCACGUUGCUGACGUUGCGAGUGAUUACAAUGUAAAAGCAGCGGAUAUUAAUAUGUUUGUAGAAACUGCUCUGUGUAGUAAUGACGAUAAUGAAUUGUAUCAGAUUCCAGGCUUUCAACUAUUCAGAAAUGACUUCAUUUCAGAUGGUACUAGAACACCUUACGGAACUGCAAUCUACGUAAAAAAUCAUGAACAACUUAUUUCGAAACCUUUAAGAUGCAACCAUAAUGAUGUAGAAAUAACAUUACUGAAAAUACACCAACCAGUUCAUAAUUUACAUGUUGUAGCAAUUUAUCGCUCUAAAUCAAAGGUCAAAAUUUCAACGUUCAUAAAUGCCUUAAAACAUUUUCACUCUAGUUAUAUAAAUAAUCCAAAUACACCUGUUAUCAUUCUUGGUGAUUUUAAUGUUAACCUUCUUGAAAAUGCAUCUGACAAAAAUACACUUUCUAAAUAUUUAAUCGAAGAAAAGCAAUACGUGCAACUUAUUAGCCAAGUGACAACUGACUAUAAAACGCAGAUCGAUCACAUAUAUACUAAUAUCCCCGAAAGAGUGAAAAGUAGUGGUGUUUUAGAAUCAUACUUUAGCGACCAUAAGCCUAUUUUUGUGUCACUUAUUUGA
Paramuricea clavata is the source of this 4953-nucleotide messenger RNA. NCBI's taxonomy places the organism in Eukaryota, Metazoa, Cnidaria, Anthozoa, Malacalcyonacea, Plexauridae. The record is from the annotation of a GenBank genome assembly.